CGCGCAGGGAUCGAGUCAGAGCAGCAGAGCGCACCAGACCUUUGCCUUCAAAGUACCGACUGAAUGCGCACAGAGCGCGCACCGUUUCGUGCCGGGCGUAUUUCCGCUGCUCUGAACGGACAAACACCGUUCAAAGAAGCUAAACUAGAAAAGAUGCGGGGCGUUGGCUUUGUUGGAAACCUCUGUGUGAUUUUAAAGCAGGAGCGAACGCGCUGAUGUGAAGUUUUGCGCCGAUCUCCGUUGAGUUUAGAUGAAGGUCUGAGGCGCUGCCGGAGAGGGAACGUUGCGUCUUCGCACCCGGACACCCUGCGGGACAUCGGGCGCUUUUUCGAUCAGAGGACUGAACUUGCCUUUUCUACAUUUGCGGGUUUCUGACUGUCUCCGAGAAAGGGGUAUCCUUUGGUGCGGAUUUUUAAGCCUCUCUGGUUCGUGGAAGGAAUAACUCAUAUAAUGGAAGGGCAAUGAGACCCCUCUCUGCUGGGCAAUAAUAAUUCGGACCACCGCACCAACAGCGACGAUAUUGAGUGCACCAUCUCACAAAGCAUCCAGCCGCUAAUAAAAUCCAGCAGCGUUUGGCCGGGUUCUGCGGAGUGGGCUGAGUAAUCGCAUAAGCACUCUGCAGUCUGAUCCAGGCAGGAGGGCAGACGGACCGGGCCGUAACACAGCAUGCAGGAGCGGGCGGUACAGAGGGUGUGCGCGUGGCUCUUGCUGGUGUUUUUGACCCUUCUGUCUCUCUGGGGUCACCUGUCGGACGCCUCCUCUCACCGCAGUCACAUCGUGCAUGUGAAGGCUGGCACAUGUGAGGUGAUCGCAGCCCAUCGCUGCUGUAACAGAAAUAAGAUUGAGGAGAGAUCACAGACUGUCAAGUGUUCUUGCUUUCCGGGACAGGUCGCAGGAACAACAAGAGCUGCACCUUCCUGUGUGGAUGCAUCUAUAGUUGCUCAGAAGUGGUGGUGUCAGAUGGAGCCGUGUUUGGACAGCGAGGAAUGUAAAGUCCUGCCCGACCUUACAGGCUGGAGCUGCAGCACAGGCAACAAAGUGAAGACCACCAAGGUGACCCGAUAGUUCUGAAAUGAGAUCUGCGACGGUGUUGGACUGGGAAGAUAGAACUGAAACUGAGGAAAAGUGGACUAACUAGGAUCCAAGAGAAGACAUUAAGCUUCAGCUAACAGGAUUUGUUCAGUAUUACUCAAACCCAAAUUAUUGAAAGUGACAAAACUGAUGACCACACUGAUGUCUCCAUACCUGUAUCCACCAUAAACAUUAGGAGCAUUCUUGUGUCGGCCCCCCGGCCUUCUGGACGCUCAGUCUUCUUCCCCGGAGGUGGAUUUAUAGACACUGGAGUGUAUUCGGCUGGGGGGGCGGUCUCUGUAUGCAGUUGUUUUUUACAGAAGAUGUUCGAUCAUAUACGCCUGUGCAGCGCAAACGGAGUAUACGUGGAGCGGCCAUCUCUUCAGAAACAUCACUCACUUUUUGCUCUCUGACUCCUUCCCUCAUCAUUAAGUUCCUCCCACAAUUUCAUGAUAAUUCAGUGGAACCUAAACAGCAUUUAAACGUGUAAAAAAUCAAUCCGGGCCUCUGUCUGAUUCAUCAAGUGUAUAUUGUUUGUUUCUAAACUAAAGCUUUUCAGCCCCACAGUCUGAAAUAUCCGAGAAUAGAUGUACCAGUGUAUUCUAGAAUAUGUAAAAGUGUAAAAAAUCAAGUCUUCUCAAACAAGCAGAAUAAAAUGAACGGUUAUCACUUUUAUUAUCAGUGUUUUUAUCCAGCCUGGUAACUGCUAUUGAGUAAAUGUGUCAGUAUUAUAUUCAUUAAUUAAAGAUGUAA
This is a messenger RNA of Triplophysa rosa, 1824 nucleotides long. RefSeq names its product TAFA chemokine like family member 3b (gene tafa3b). NCBI's taxonomy places the organism in Eukaryota, Metazoa, Chordata, Actinopteri, Cypriniformes, Nemacheilidae. The record is from RefSeq and is a predicted model, not a curated record. The coding region runs from base 667 to 1065 and encodes 132 amino acids. The transcript is spliced from 6 exons. Gene Ontology annotation, molecular function: receptor ligand activity.